CGUGACUGUAGCUGUCGUUCGAUUACUGUCUGGUCACUUUUUCCAAGUCUAAUUAGUGAAGAUCACAACAAUUCAUGAUAUCAAGAAUUUGAAAUUCUAUGAACUAACGAAUAAUUUUGAAUUCAUAGAGAAGGAAUAUUAAAAUUCAAAUUUCUACCAACGAAACAAUUGGACUUAGAUUAUUUCUUCAAAUAAAGAAAUAAAAUUCGAAUGUCUACUUAUGAAAUACGUGUACUGAUGUGUUCGUAACAGAAUAUUUUUAAAAACUCAAAUCAUUUUUCUCACGGGACAAACAAACUCUCCAGCCCUGGCAAACAUUCGCCGGUUCAUGUUUUUCACGUGGAAGAAGACUCGCCUUGAGAUGCGGACUUUGUUCAAAGUCCUCAUCACGAUCGUCAUUUUCGUCUUCGUGGCUGAGCAGAUGAAGAGGCUGAAUGACGUCACACAAAAACCGAAGCUGUUGUCUCAGACGACCCGGCUGGAGCGUACCAUAUUGCUGAAGGGGGAGGCGAGCAGGAAGUCGUCUGCUGGUGAAGGAAAAGCUGAAGCAAGGGUCCUGACCGUCGCUACUGGGUCCGAUGAUAAACACCAAGAUGACGGGAAAGAUAAGGAAGAUGACGAUGAGGCUGAGAUGAGACGAUUAGAAAACUCGCCUUACAUUUACAACGAGAACAAAGAAAGGAUUAAAAUGUCUCGGCCGGUGGUAGAGAAGUCAGUCAAGUACGUCACAUACUUGAUGCCUUGGGGAAAGGAAUACCACAAACAUGGGUUCCAAGACUGCAUGUACAGCAGGUGCCAGUACAUCAACAACAUGUCCCGGGCCCACGCCGUGAUGAUCAAAGCCUCCUGGGUCAAGCUGUACAAAAUCCCCACCUUCCACCGCCCUCCUGGACAAAGAUGGGUGUUCUUCAACUUUGACCCGGCAGUAAAAAACUAUUACCUGGAGCGUGAGGAGGUCAAGUCUUUGUUUAACUGGACCUUGACCUACCAGCUGCACGCUGACGUCCCGUUUCCGUUUGGGCUGUUGGAGAAAUACCAGCCGCCAUACAAGGACAUAGAUCGAAUCUACGACGACAAGUCUAAGAACAUCGCAUGGUUUGUCAGCCACUGUGAUACCUGGGGGCUCAGGGAGGUCUACGUCCGCAGGAUGAGUUCCGUACUGCCCGUGGACAUCUUCGGCUUGUGCGGGAACUUGACCUGUGGGCUCAGACACCGGGACAACGACACGUCACUGUGUCUGCCCAUGUUGUCUAAGGAGUACAAGUUUUACCUGGCUUUCGAGAACUCCCUGUGCAAAGACUACGUAUCUGAGAAGUUUUUCAAACUCUUCAAAGACGUUGACAUCAUCCCUGUGGUUCGAGGCGGCUUCGACUACAAAAAAUACCUGCCCUCUGGGAUCUUUGUCGACGCCGCUGAUUUUUCUUCACCAGAAGAACUGGCCAGGUACUUGUUGGAGCUUGGGUCCGACAAGAAAAGAUACACAGAAAUGUUGCGGAGAAAGAAUAGGUGGCGCUAUGUCCCCGCGGGUAGGGUGCAAUGUGCACUGUGCGAGCGGAUGCACACAGACCAACGGAGUGCACGCAUUGAGAGUAUAAAGGACAAGUUUAAUGGAUCACCUUCAGAUUGUCACGAGCCUGCAGAUUUGUAGCAUUCUGCAAGUUCAACUGUGUCUAGUUCAUGUUUGUCUUGGCCUAGGCUUGGCCAUUUCAGUCCAGGCCAAAUCAGCUUUGUUGUCUACUUUAUUCCAUCUUUGCUCAGUUUAUUUUUGUAACGUCUAACUUGUCCAGACCAACUUAGCUCUUCUAUUUUUAGUAAAUCCAUCCGCAACUUAUCUAUUUUGUCCAGACCACCUUUGUUUGUCUAUUUUAUCAAAUCCAUCACAUCUAGUUCAUCUUGUCCAGACCACCUUUGUUUGUCUAUUUUAUCAAAUCCGUCACAUCUAGUUCAUCUUGUCCAGACCACCUUUGUUUGUCUAUUUUAUCAAAUCCAUCACAUCUAGUUCAUCUUGUCCAGACCACCUUUGUUUGUCUAUUUUAUCAAAUCCAUCCCCAUCAAGUCCAUGAAUUCCCAACUAAUUUUUGUCUUGUCCGUUUAAAUUAAACGUACCAUCAAAUCAUUACAUCUCACAGACGUGUAAGAGUCGAAUGUAUCCAGCUUAUAUCUACAGCUUAUUAAUUUUAAUUCAUUGUAAAAGUAACUGUCAAAUGUUCAUCUGCUGUGGUUCAAAAGACGUCUUGAAUUAAAAUCCUUUGACGACAUAUUUCACCGCCGCUUACAAUCUUGUGAUGUAUCUUUGCUCAAUUGUAACGGAGUACAUUGAAACUGUUAUUGAGAGUAAAAGCAAUCAUUUUUCAUGUUCGUUUGUGAAAAUAUGCUAGUAUUGUUGGAAUUAUUUAUUUUAAUUAGCUAGUUUGUAAAAAAAAGUGCAUGUAUUAUUAGGAUUAUUUAAUUAUUUAACUAGGAAAUAUAUUGAACUUUCAAUCUCUGA
This is a messenger RNA of Physella acuta, 2488 nucleotides long. RefSeq names its product 3-galactosyl-N-acetylglucosaminide 4-alpha-L-fucosyltransferase FUT3-like. Gene Ontology annotation, cellular component: membrane. Gene Ontology annotation, molecular function: fucosyltransferase activity. Lineage: Eukaryota; Metazoa; Mollusca; Gastropoda; Physidae. The record is from RefSeq and is a predicted model, not a curated record.